GCCUUACAAAGAAAGAUACUCGAUAUUCUCGAAAAGUUCAAAUCAGCAACGAAGCCUCAGCCAUGAAGCGUGUAUCACAAUUGCCCUUCUCUGAGGGCUCCAAAGCUCUCCGCAACUACCCUUACCUUCGCAGACCGUCUGCCUUCUCACAACGAUGUUUGCACAGCUCGCCACCAAACCCAGCUACGGUUGCUCCUAUCACGGCAUCUGGUCCUGUUCCAGCCGCUCCUGUUCCAAGUGCUGAACAUGUAGACUCCCGAGUAGCGAGACGGCGGAAACAGGCAGAGCUGUUGAAGAAGGGACAAGAUUUGAGGGCUGUGGCUGCGGGUACUGGUGGUGGGACCGCGAAACAGAAAAGAUUUUGGAAACAUGUACAUGUUAAGCCUGUUGAUGGCAAGCUUCAAGUCCACCUCGACACCCGCCCCCUCCGCCGCCCAACCAAAGAAAUCCUCACGGUACCCUCCCAUAAACCACAUCUGGCAUCCGCCAUAGCACUAGAAUGGGACCUCCUAGUAUCCGCUCAACAAGCCCUCAAACACCACCUCAUCCCCCUCACCUCACUCGUGUCCCGCGCCCUCGACAUCCACGACGAAGACAUGUCCGACUCGGGCGAGAUCCGCGCCAACAUUACGAAAACGGUCAUGCGGUACCUAGACACGGAUUCGCUGCUCUGCUGGGCGGAGGAAGCGAGCCCGGAUCCGCCGGGCUAUGAGGUCCAUGAGAGUAGGAAGAAGGAGAGUCUGAGGAGUAUGCAGAAGCGGACUGCAGGGGAGAUCAUUGGGUUCUUGACGGAGAGGGUUUGGCCUGGGGUGGAGAUCGUUCCGGUGUUGGAUGAAGGAAGUAUUAUGCCUAGGAGUCAGCCGCAGAUGACGAGGGAUGUUAUUCAGGGGUGGGUUAGUGGGUUGCCGGCUUUUGAGCUGGCGGGGUUGGAGAGGGGGGUGCUGGCUGGGAAGGGAUUGUUGCUUUCGGUGAGGUUGUUGGUUGAGUGGAGUCCGGAGUUGAGACAUCUUAAGGGGGAUAUGGGAGGGGAUGUUUUUGGGGUUGAGGAGGCGGCGAGGGCGGCGAGUUUGGAGGUCGAUUGGCAGACGAGGAUGUGGGGUGCUGUGGAAGAUACACAUGAUGUAGAGAGAGAGGAUGUGAGGAGGCAAUUAGGAAGUGUGGUAUUACUAGUGUCUGGAGAAAAGGCUUGAAUGUAGCUGUGGAUCAUGUCGAUGAAACAGAUGUACAGUACAUGACGAUGUUGUAGAAUUAUUCGCUAAUGUACAAAAUGUGUAGACUUCGACAGUGGAUAACACGGCUUGAGGGAUUCUAUGAUGGCAUCUAUAGCAUUGCAGACGUCUGAAAUAUGAUGUAGAAGUGAU
This is a messenger RNA of Mollisia scopiformis, 1361 nucleotides long. Its product is annotated as ATP12-domain-containing protein. The record is from RefSeq and is a predicted model, not a curated record. NCBI's taxonomy places the organism in Eukaryota, Fungi, Ascomycota, Leotiomycetes, Helotiales, Mollisiaceae. Gene Ontology annotation, biological process: mitochondrial proton-transporting ATP synthase complex assembly. The transcript is spliced from 2 exons. The coding region runs from base 63 to 1190 and encodes 375 amino acids. Gene Ontology annotation, cellular component: mitochondrion.